Messenger RNA from Centruroides sculpturatus (bark scorpion), 714 nucleotides. RefSeq lists its product as uncharacterized. The transcript has 3 exons. The record is from RefSeq and is a predicted model, not a curated record. Bases 1 to 714 code for a protein of 237 amino acids. NCBI's taxonomy places the organism in Eukaryota, Metazoa, Arthropoda, Arachnida, Scorpiones, Buthidae.
AUGGCGGAAGACAUUGCGGUUCAAACGGAAGAAGUCGAAUACGCAAAGUUAUACGGAGUACCCUUGAAACAUCCUUUAGAAAUAAACAAGGAAUCAGUAUCUUCCGAAAAGGAGGAGAAUUUUUCCAGACAGGCGGAAGAAAAGAAAUAUAUAGAAGUGGAUAUCGAAGACAAUAAAAUAAAUAAAGACAUCAAUAACGAGAUCGAUAAGAAGGAAUACAGGAGUAUAUCCGAAUCUCACAGAAACGGAGAUGUAAACGUGAAUUCCAAUAUGAAAAAUAGUAUUUCGACGUCUUCCUUAAUAAUAGAAAAUUACGAUCAUCAAAACGUCAACAUCGUCAGCGACCAUAAUAUAAAUAAUUUUCCGGAAUCUCCCCAACACGUUUUUCAGGCCAAGGUUAAGACGUUAGUCGAUCAUUCUGGCAAACCAUCCCCUACGAAUAACGAUGCCUGCGAUAACAAGGAGCAGCAAUACAGUCCAGCUUCGCCCAGACGUUCUCAGAUGUCUCACAGCGAUUCCGAACCCGACGGGAUUAUUUCCGUCAGUGACAGUUACAGGUCUCACGAUUCGGAAAGUUCCGAGUAUAUUAAAAGAUGCAGAAGUCCUAAUUUUCAAGUAGCAGACGUUAGGCGAAUGGGAGGAAAUUCUCUUCAGAAGAGCGAUAAAAUAUGGAACGCUCGAUACUUAUCGAAAGGNGGCUCUAUGCCUUCAUAA